Molecule: messenger RNA, 1547 nt
Organism: Astyanax mexicanus (Mexican tetra)
Lineage: Eukaryota; Metazoa; Chordata; Actinopteri; Characiformes; Acestrorhamphidae
Gene: mis18a
Product: MIS18 kinetochore protein A
Exons: 5
Coding region: 64-648 (194 amino acids)
Biological process (GO): chromosome segregation; CENP-A containing chromatin assembly
Cellular component (GO): chromosome, centromeric region; chromatin; nucleus
Source: RefSeq, a predicted model, not a curated record
GGAGUGAAAAUCGGCGGGCGGGAGGCGGAGCCGCGCUGUAAACAGACCCGCUCGGACUGAACCAUGGCCGGGCAGCUCAGCGCUCUCUCAGACCGCGCGGACGGCACCUACGUGGUGGGCGAGGACCCGCCGGCACCGCAGAGUUGCGGGGCGGGGGAAGAGGACGGGGACGGGGACGCUCCGGCGGUGUUUCUGUGCGGGAAGUGCCGCCGGCCGGUGGGAGACUCUCUGUCCUGGGCUGGAAGCGACGAGCAGCUCAACCAGAUCAUGCUGAAGAGGGUCCAUGACAAUAUCGUAAUUGGAAAUGAGCCGUAUGUCUCCAGCACACGCAAAGAACCAGGAUGCCUUGUUGUGAAUCUUGCUUGUCGUGGCUGUGGUUCCACACUCGGAAUCAUGUACACAUCAACCCCAAAAGAGCUGGAUUUCAAGAGAUCGUAUUUCUGCUUUGGUGUAGAAAAUAUUGAGAGUUAUGUAUUAGGGUCUGCUGACCAGCAGGUGGCAGUGGUGGACAGUAAAGACAUGCCAGUGACACUGGAGCUACAGGAAAUUGUUGAGCAGCAAAUGAUAAAGAUCAAAGCUCUGGCAGUGACGAUAGGACACAGACUCAUGGAGAUUGAGCUUGACCUCCAGACUAAGUCAGAAAGCUAAUAUGGGCUGCACUUAGCUAAACAAUGCUAAUCAGGUCCUGUGCUCUUUGUCUUUCCUUUAGUUAGAUAAAAAGGUUCUGUGUGUUGUUUUGUUUAUGUAUAUGUUCUGUCUCUCUCUUUUUGUCAUCACUUUCCUCAUGUUUCUUGCUGGUUUGGUUGUAUUAGGCAUGUUUGACUGAACAUUUGAUUUAAAAUAACACAUUUUUGUAAAGAAACUUGUUCACCAAAAAUCCAGAAAGUCAAAAUAUUAAAAUAUUAUUUGUCCAAUAAUGUCCAAAAAAGCACUUUAUUUAUAAUUUAUACAUGGAAAAUGAAGUUUUUAUGACAUGUUUAAAUCACAACAACCUGUGUUCAGUAUUUAAAGUGUUUAAUAUUUUCUUUCUCUUUCUCAUUUUUUUUUUUUUAAAUAACCAAUACCCCUCCCCUUCUUUAGGAGAUUAUUUAAGCAUUUAUUUUUAUUAGUGAUUCCAUUAGGGAGGACAAAGACAUAACAAAAAAAAAACAUAACUAAGAAAAGAAAAUGAAAAUAAAGCCUUAAUGUUAAUAGAGAUUAAUUAGUAAUUAAUGGGAGAGGAGAAAAAGGUUAAUAAAACAAUAAAUUGUAGUUUUAUAAUAGAUUUUUCUUUGAGAAGCAAGACAUAAUAAACAUAUUUAGGCUAUUUAAUUCAUGCCAUGGUGAGAAAAGUGCCAAAAUCAAUGAAAACCUACCAAGUUAUCAUUUGUUCAUUUUAGUGCAUCACUAUUCAGAACCCCUAACUGUUAUAUACGUCACCAAAGGUCCAGAAAGUUGUUUUUGUUGUUCAGUACGGGUCUUGUUUAUUUCUUUCCAUUUCUGUGUUGAGGUUAGGUAAAAGUAUACUGUAUAAUCCCAUAGAUUGAGUAAAAAGAUUAUUGCUGCCA